AUGCGCCUAAUCAACGUCAAGACAUACGAGCUAGAAGAGUUUCUCGACAAACCCCCCAACUUCGCGAUACUAUCGCAUCCUUGGGGCCACGACAGCGAGGAGCUGACUUUCCGCGAUGUUGAGGAGGGGAGGGUCCACGAGCCCGGCGUAGGGUCGGCUAAGCUCCUGGGAAGCUGUCGACAAGUCGUGGCAGACGGCCUCGGAUACGUCCGGAUUGAUACCUGCUACAUUAACAAGACGAAUCUGGUCGAGCUUAGCGAGGCUAUCAAUUCCAUGUCACGAUUAUAUAAAGGUACUUCCCUUUGCUAUGCCUACCUGUGGGAUGUUCCUGACGACGACAGGCCCGACAAACCCGGCUCCAAGUUCCGCACAAGCCGAUGGCCGAAAACCCCCCAGGUGCGCAGUGCGAGCGUUGCACAGCGCAUGUCAUGGGCUGCCGGGAGGGAGGCCAAGAGGAAGGAGGACAUCGCAUACUGUCUACUGGGAAUUUUCGGCGUAACAAUGCCCAUGAUAUAUUAUGGCGAGGGUGGCGAGCAGGCCUUCCCCCGACUGCAAGAACAGAUCACGAAGAAGACGAAAGAACGAUUCUAA
Messenger RNA from Thermothelomyces thermophilus ATCC 42464, 591 nucleotides. RefSeq lists its product as uncharacterized. The record is from RefSeq and is a predicted model, not a curated record. The coding region runs from base 1 to 591 and encodes 196 amino acids. The transcript is spliced from 3 exons. NCBI's taxonomy places the organism in Eukaryota, Fungi, Ascomycota, Sordariomycetes, Sordariales, Chaetomiaceae.